Messenger RNA from Spea bombifrons (plains spadefoot toad), 1718 nucleotides. RefSeq names its product Y+L amino acid transporter 2-like. The transcript is spliced from 10 exons. The record is from RefSeq and is a predicted model, not a curated record. Gene Ontology annotation, biological process: amino acid transmembrane transport. Lineage: Eukaryota; Metazoa; Chordata; Amphibia; Anura; Pelobatidae. Gene Ontology annotation, cellular component: membrane. Gene Ontology annotation, molecular function: L-amino acid transmembrane transporter activity; basic amino acid transmembrane transporter activity. Bases 193 to 1662 code for a protein of 489 amino acids.
AUAGGACAAAGGUUGAUCAUGCAGGAUGCACGUGGGGUUGUGGACACAGAACCAUCUCUAAUAUAAUUGCGGUCAUUGCAAUUUUAUUUUCAUCAAUGUGUUCCUCUGCGUAAAAGGAAGCAGCAUCCAUAGACAUAGCAAAGGCAUAUCCUGGAGCAGUCUUCUCUUUAUUGCUCUAAAUAAAAAGGAAGGAUGUUCAAAAGAAAAACGAAAGACAAUAUGGAUGACGCCUCAAGUAACACUGUGGAGCUUAAAAAGGAAAUCUCCCUUCUGCAUGGUGUGAGCUUGGUGGUAGGAAACACCAUUGGUGCCGGAAUAUUUGUGUCACCAAAAGGAGUCCUCAUGUACAGUGGUUCAUAUGGAUUAUCUCUCAUUAUAUGGGUUGUAGGUGGAAUAUUUUCAGUAAUCGGAGCUCUCUGUUAUGCUGAACUAGGGACAACCAUCACUAAAUCAGGUGCCAGCUACAUCUAUAUAAUGGAAUCAUUUGGAGGAUUUUUAGCUUUCUUAAACCUAUGGACCAACAUGUUAAUUAUCUAUCCUGCAAGUCAGGCUAUAUUGGCUGUUACAUUUGCCAACUACUUAGUUGAACCGUUUUUCCCUACCUGUCAUCUGCCGCAGACAGCCGUGUACCUGCUUGCAGUGAUAUGUGUGGUUUUUCUGACAGCUGUGAAUUGCGCAAAGGUAAAAUGGGGAGCAUCUCUGCAAGUGGCAGCGACGUUUGCCAAAGUGCUAGCGCUGGUCAUUAUCAUUAUUACUGGAGUUGUUAGACUGUGCCAAGGUAAUACACAUAAUUUGGAAAAGUCUUUUGAAGGCUCCAAGCUGAAUUUGGGAUCUUUGACGAUGUCUUUCUAUUCUGCUUUGUAUUCUUUUUCUGGCUGGGAUGCCUUAAAUUAUGUAACAGAAGAAAUGAAAAACCCUAAAAGGAAUCUUCCAUUAUCAAUGGUCAUUUCUAUGCCUUUGGUAACAGUGAUCUAUGUCAUGACCAACGUUGCAUACUACACUGAAUUAGAUUUGAAUACUAUCAUGGAUAGCAGUGCUGUAGCUGUGACUUUUGCAGAAAAAGUUCUUGGAUACAUAAAGUGGUUUAUCCCUAUAUCUGUAGCUAUAUCAUGUUGUGGGGGACUGAAUUCAGUUGUCAUUUCUUCAUCAAGGUUGUUUUUUGUAGCCUCACGAGAAGGACAGCUGCCAGACUUUCUAUGCAUGAUCCAUAUAUCUAGAUUCACUCCUAUUCCUGCUCUACUGUUCAAUGGACUAAUGGCACUAAUAUUCCUGUGCGUGGAAGACGUGUUUCAGCUUAUAGAUUACUUCAGCUUCAGCUACUGGUUGUUUAUUGGUUUGUCAGUUGGCAGCCAAAUAUACUUAAGGAUCAAACGACCAGACAUCCCCAGACCUGUAAAGCUGAGCCUCUUUUUUCCCGUCGUGUACUGCCUUUGUAGCCUGUGUCUGGUCAUCGUUCCUCUCUACAGUGAUCCAAUUGAUUCCUUGGUUGGCAUUGCAGUAGUGCUCUCUGGGGCACCUGUAUAUUACAUUUGCCUUUAUCUCCCCCCUGAAAAACAACCAUCUUUUGUAAGAAAAUGUCUCGCAUUCAUCUCACUGUACACCCAGAAGAUUUUUAUGUGUUGCGCUGUACAGUCAACAGAAGAAGAGAUGAAGUUAAAAUAGCAAGCUGUUAGAAAUUGUUUAUUGUCAUAUUUAACAUUAAAAGCCUUUCUGCACAA